AUGGCCGACCCUGCUGCUGCCGUCGCGUCAACUCAGCUGCCUUCUCAGGCACCAGCCGGUAACGGAAACCCAGGCCAAAACGGCCAGGGAAACUCGUCUCACUUGCCACCACCUCCGCUACACAUCCCGCAGAAUACGAAUCCCAUUCCUACUGCCAUCACAUCUCCCCUCGCUGGCGGUGACAAUGCCGGGAUGAUGUCACCGGGUGGUUCAAAUAGUUUUCGACGAGCAGCUCCCGAGCCUAACAAGCGGGCACUGUACGUUGGCGGCCUGGAUCAACGUGUCACUGAGGACGUGCUUCGCCAGAUCUUCGAGACUACCGGCCACGUACAAAACGUCAAAAUUAUACCCGACAAAAACGCCAAAGGAUUCAACUAUGGAUUCAUCGAGUAUGACGACCCUGGUGCUGCUGAGCGUGCGAUGCAGACACUAAACGGGCGCCGAGUUCAUCAGUCUGAGAUCCGGGUCAACUGGGCCUAUCAGUCAAACACUACUAGCAAGGAAGACACGUCCAGCCAUUUCCACAUUUUCGUCGGCGACCUGUCCAACGAAGUCAACGAUGAGAUUCUAACCCAAGCGUUUUCUGCCUUUGGCACUGUAUCCGAGGCCCGCGUCAUGUGGGAUAUGAAGACCGGGCGAACUCGAGGAUACGGUUUCGUGGCCUAUCGAGAUAGAUCGGAUGCAGAAAAGGCGCUGAGCUCCAUGGAUGGCGAAUGGCUCGGAUCGCGGGCCAUUCGAUGCAACUGGGCAAAUCAAAAGGGGCAACCUUCCAUCGCCCAACAACAAGCGAUGCAGGCUAUGGGCAUGACGCCAACGACGCCUUUUGGACACCAUCAAUUCCCAGCUCACGGCGUGGCCAGUUAUGAUGUCAUCCUCAACCAGACCCCGAACUGGCAGACGACUUGCUAUGUCGGCAACUUGACGCCCUAUACCACGCCAACCGACAUUGUGCCCCUUUUCCAGAACUUUGGCUUCGUAGUCGAGUCACGUUUCCAAGCUGAUAGAGGUUUCGCCUUCAUCAAGAUGGACACGCACGAGAACGCUGCCAUGGCCAUCUGUCAGAUGAACGGCUACAACGUCAAUGGCCGACCGCUCAAAUGCAGCUGGGGCAAAGACAAGGCCUCUAACGCUCAAGGAAACUUCGAUAAUGCCCAGCCUUACAGCCCCCAAGGCUCUCAGACACCCGGUUUCCCAGCAACACCCACAUACUAUCCCCAAUAUGGCGCCCAGUAUGGUGGCCAACCUGGCAACUUCGCCGGGCCUCAGGGCGGAUCGCCCGCAGGCUACGGCGGCUCCCCCAUGGGAUACAGUAGCCCUCAGAACACGGGUAGUUUUGGCCGAGGCCAACAAGGCCCCAACGGCCAGUGGAACCAACCUACCCCUGGUCAGAACUUUAACAACAACGGGUUUGGUGGCUAUCAGUCUUGA
This is a messenger RNA of Ustilaginoidea virens, 1428 nucleotides long. RefSeq lists its product as uncharacterized. The transcript has 5 exons. Gene Ontology annotation, molecular function: RNA binding. The record is from RefSeq and is a predicted model, not a curated record. The coding region runs from base 1 to 1428 and encodes 475 amino acids. Lineage: Eukaryota; Fungi; Ascomycota; Sordariomycetes; Hypocreales; Clavicipitaceae.